Messenger RNA from Arvicola amphibius (Eurasian water vole), 2785 nucleotides. Its product is annotated as nuclear export mediator factor Nemf. Bases 39 to 2417 code for a protein of 792 amino acids. Gene Ontology annotation, molecular function: ribosomal large subunit binding; tRNA binding. NCBI's taxonomy places the organism in Eukaryota, Metazoa, Chordata, Mammalia, Rodentia, Cricetidae. Gene Ontology annotation, biological process: rescue of stalled cytosolic ribosome; ribosome-associated ubiquitin-dependent protein catabolic process. Gene Ontology annotation, cellular component: RQC complex. The transcript has 24 exons. The record is from RefSeq and is a predicted model, not a curated record.
GGCUAUUAAUUCAGAAAAGAGAGGUAAACCAAGCCUGGAUGCAGAUAAAACCAGCUGAAGACAUACUCACGUAUGAAGAAUUUCAUCCUUUCUUGUUUUCUCAACAUUUACAAUGUCCAUAUAUAGAAUUUGAAUCAUUUGACAAGGAAAAACAAGCACUGAAGAAACUAGAUAAUGUUCGAAAGGAUCAUGAAACCAGAUUAGAAGCUCUUCAGCAGGCUCAGGAAAUAGACAAACUGAAAGGAGAGCUCAUAGAGAUGAACCUGCAGAUAGUCGACAGAGCCAUUCAGGUAGUCCGAAGUGCAUUAGCCAACCAGAUAGACUGGACGGAAAUUGGCCUGAUUGUGAAAGAAGCACAAGCUCAAGGAGACCCUGUUGCAAGUGCAAUCAAAGAACUGAAACUGCAAACAAACCAUGUUACAAUGCUGCUGCGAAAUCCAUACUUGUUAUCAGAGGAGGAAGAUGGUGACGGUGACGCCAGUGUGGAGAGCAGUGACGCUGAGCCACCAAAAGGGAAGAAGAAGAAGAGCAAGCAGCAGCCGCAGAAGCUGCAGAGAAACAAGCCGCUGCUUGUCGAUGUGGACCUCAGCCUGUCAGCCUAUGCCAAUGCCAAAAAAUAUUAUGAUCAUAAGAGGUAUGCUGCUAAGAAAACACAGAGGACUGUUGAAGCUGCUGAGAAGGCAUUUAAAUCAGCAGAAAAGAAAACAAAACAAACCUUAAAAGAAGUACAAACAGUUACUUCUAUCCAGAAGGCAAGAAAAGUGUAUUGGUUUGAGAAAUUUCUGUGGUUCAUUAGCUCAGAGAACUAUCUAAUUAUAGGUGGUCGAGAUCAGCAACAGAAUGAGAUCAUUGUGAAAAGAUACUUGACACCAGGAGAUAUUUAUGUACAUGCUGAUCUUCAUGGAGCUACCAGCUGUGUGAUUAAGAAUCCAACAGGAGAACCCAUCCCUCCACGGACUCUGACUGAGGCGGGCACAAUGGCACUUUGCUAUAGUGCUGCUUGGGAUGCUCGAGUUAUCACUAGUGCUUGGUGGGUGUACCAUCAUCAGGUGUCUAAAACAGCACCAACAGGAGAAUAUUUGACAACAGGAAGCUUCAUGAUAAGAGGAAAAAAGAAUUUCCUUCCUCCGUCGUAUCUAAUGAUGGGGUUUAGCUUCCUUUUUAAGGUAGAUGAGUCUUGCGUCUGGAGACAUCGAGGUGAACGAAAAGUCAGAACACAGGAUGAAGACAUGGAGACACUGACAAGCUGCACAAGUGAACUUGUGUCAGAAGAGAUGGAGCAGCUAGAAGGGGGUGACAGCAGUGAAGACGAUAAAGAGGGAUUACAUGAAACUCCUGUAGAAGUAGAACUUGUGACUCAGGGCGAUCAAGAGGUUGCUGUUCAGAGUGGCAGAGAUGAAUUAAGUGAGGAAUUAAUACAGGAGGAAAGUUCUGAAGAUGGAGAAUCCAAAGAAGUCACGAAAGACGAAGAGCCCGUUGGUGAGAUGAAGGGUGAGGAGGAAGACAUGCUCGAUUAUCCUGACACCACCAUUGACUUGUCCCACCUUCAGUCCCAGAGGCCUCUGCAGAAACUGGCUACAAGAGAAGAAUCUUCUAAUGCAAGUGACAGUAAAUCACAUAGCCGGAGACAUUUGUCAGCCAAGGAAAGAAGAGAAAUGAAAAAGAAAAAGCUUCCAAGUGACUCAGGGGAUUUAGAAGUGAUGGAAGGAAAGGAGAAAGAAAGAGAAAAUGCUGUGCACACGGAAGCUAACCAGAGCACAGGCAGAAAUGUUGCAGCUGGACAGCCAAUGAAAAGAGGACAAAAGAGUAAAAUGAAAAAAAUGAAGGAAAAAUACAAAGACCAGGAUGAAGAAGAUCGUGAACUUAUUAUGAAAUUGCUAGCAUCUGCAGGUUCAAACAAAGAAGAAAAAGGGAAGAAGGGGAAGAAAGGAAAAGGGAAAGACGAGCCUGUGAUGAAGCAGCCACAGAAGCCCAGGGGGGGACAGCGGGCUCUCGAUGUUGUUAAGAAGGAGCCACCGUCCCUUCAGGUUCUGACUCAGGACAUACACGACUUGGCUGUAGAUGAUCCACAUGAUGACAAGGAAGAACAUGAUCUGGAUCAGCAGGGAAACGAGGAAAAUCUGUUUGAUUCUUUGACAGGGCAGCCACAUCCUGAAGAUGUACUAAUGUUUGCUAUUCCAAUCUGUGCCCCUUACACCACCAUGACAAAUUAUAAAUACAAAGUGAAACUUACUCCUGGAGUUCAGAAAAAGGGAAAAGCUGCAAAGACGGCUUUGAAUAGUUUCAUGCAUUCCAAAGAAGCAACAGCAAGAGAAAAAGACUUAUUCCGCAGUGUGAAGGACACAGAUUUAUCAAGAAACAUUCCUGGCAAAGUGAAAGUAUCUGCACCUAAUCUUCUUCAUGUAAAGAGAAAAUAGCUGAAAUGAGUCCUGAGACAUUGGGAAGAGCCAGUUUUAUAUAGCCUUUGGAAGUCACAGAUGCAGACGUGUUAAUAGGACUUCCACAUUUACAAAUGAAUACAUUGCCUUGCUAUAUCACCAAAAGGACUUAAGAUUUUUUUCAAGUUUUAUAUAUAUAUAUAUAUAUAUAUAAACUGUUACAGUAGUAUUUCCUAAAAUAUUUGUGAGAAGUUAAAUGAUACACAUCUGUAAUUGUUCUACAUUUUAUUGAAAUUCUUGAGGUUUCAUUUAAUGAUGUAAAGACCCUGAAGUGGCUCGACUGCAUUAACUACUGACCCGGAGGUUUACUGUAGAUGACUCUAAUACAUAUAUAUUAUGGCCAAUCA